AUGAUAUUAUAAUACUUUAUUAGCAUAUAAUCAAAUAGCAUCUAUAAUUAAUUAAAUGAAAUUUAUAAGCAUUAAGAUUGUAAUUAAUACCUAAACCUUUAUAUUAAAUAAGUAAAAGUGGAUUAAUUGAAAGAAUCGGGAUCCAAGUAUGCUUUAAUAUAUUUAGAAUAUAUUUAAGACCAGAAAUGAGAUUAAUAGAAGAUGCUUAAGUAAACAAGGGAUACAAAUAAAACUUACCAUAAUCAGAAUUAAAUAUAAUAUAUGGUAAAUAAUAAAAAAUUGGAAGGGCAAUUUAAAUUGAAAGAAUUAUAUAAUUCAUAAUAAAAUUAGAAGAAAUGUAAUGUAAGAGGGAAAAUCAUAUUUAAAUGAGGAAGGAAUAGAAAAUACUUAUCUUGACUAAACAUAUCAUCUAAAUGAAAAAAUCUGAAUGACAUUUAUCAAUGCGAAAUUAUAUUUUCUAUUUAGAUAUUAGAAGUGAGAAAAUUAACAUUAGCACCAUUAAAAAUAAAAAAGAAUUUAAAUAAUUAUUUAAUUAUAAGUAAUUUAAAAAACAGAUGCAAGAUAACAUCGUAUAUAAUAAUCAAAAUCUAAAACUAGAAAUAUGCACAAAUUUAGUUUAAGAAGUCUCUUGGU
This is a messenger RNA of Paramecium primaurelia, 633 nucleotides long. Lineage: Eukaryota; Ciliophora; Oligohymenophorea; Peniculida; Parameciidae. The record is from the annotation of a GenBank genome assembly.